This is a messenger RNA of Schizosaccharomyces cryophilus OY26, 1785 nucleotides long. RefSeq names its product UDP-N-acetylglucosamine-dolichyl-phosphateN-acetylglucosaminephosphotransferase. Lineage: Eukaryota; Fungi; Ascomycota; Schizosaccharomycetes; Schizosaccharomycetales; Schizosaccharomycetaceae. Gene Ontology annotation, cellular component: membrane. Bases 118 to 1470 code for a protein of 450 amino acids. Gene Ontology annotation, molecular function: UDP-N-acetylglucosamine-dolichyl-phosphate N-acetylglucosaminephosphotransferase activity. The record is from RefSeq and is a predicted model, not a curated record. The transcript has a single exon. Gene Ontology annotation, biological process: dolichol-linked oligosaccharide biosynthetic process; protein N-linked glycosylation.
CAGAGGUAGCGUUUACGCAAACCUAGUAGAAUUGUUUACAUAUGAAAGAGUAGGAACUUUGUAUAGGAAAGUGUAUGGAUAAGCCCCUUUUAUCUUUGAAAAGAUAGUUACAAGAAGAUGAGCAAGAUUAUUAGCCUAGGAAUAUGGGCUCUUGGCUUUUUAUUGUUGGCAAGCCAAAGGCAUUCACCGUUGCUCUCCAAUAUGGGAUUAUCCGUGCUUGCGUAUAAAGCAACAGCGUUUUUCAUUCCUCGUGUUGGAGCGGCUUUCAUACGUCGAGGAUUCGCAGGAAAAGACAUGAACAAGAUUGAAAAACGCGUGAUCCCAGAAACUAUGGGAGCUGUAUCUGCUCUAGUAUAUUUCAUGUGCAUGAUACUAUUCAUCCCGAUUUUAUUUUAUAAGUAUUUAGUUCCUGAACGAUCUCGAGACCAGCAAGAUGACCAACUUAAUGUCUUGAAUGAUGGAUACGCUUCCGUAGCUAAAACUCAGUUUCCACAUGAUCAGCUAGGAGCGUAUUUAUCUGCUGUUAUUUCCAUUCUAUCGAUUUCUUUACUUGGUAUAUUUGACGACUUAUUUGAUAUUCGCUGGCGCCAUAAGUUCUUUCUCCCAGCAAUAGCAGCUAUUCCUUUGCUGGUAGUUUACUAUGUUGAUUAUGGAGUAACGUAUGUGUCUGUUCCCACUCUUUUGCGGCCCUUCUUGAAACGCACUGUCGUGGAUUUAGGAUUUCUGUACUACAUUUACAUGGCAGCGGUUGCUAUUUUCUGCCCAAAUAGUAUCAAUAUUAUUGCCGGCGUGAACGGUGUAGAGGCGGGACAAUCAUUCGUAAUUGGUCUCGUCGUCCUUUGCAAUGACUUAAUUAGCGUCUUUCAUCAAAGCAAUACUGAAGCUAUGCGUGCCCAUCUACUAUCUAUCUAUCUGGUCCUUCCUUUAAUUGGUGUCACUGCUGGUUUAUUAGAAUACAAUUGGUGGCCUUCCCGUGUUUUUGUUGGUGACACGUUUUGCUAUUUUGCGGGAAUGGUGUUAGCUGUUGUCGGCAUUUUGGGACAUUUCUCAAAGACACUAAUGUUGUUCUUCAUUCCACAGAUCUUUAACUUUAUCCUCUCAGUUCCUCAGCUCUUUGGGUUCGUUGAAUGUCCUCGCCAUCGGUUACCUCGACUGAACGUGAAAACUGGAUUGCUAGAAAACUCUUACACGGAAUUUACUGAAGGGAUUCCUUUACCUAAAAAGACUUUACUAACAAUACGUGUAUUUGAAGCACUCUAUCUUAUCCGUGUUGACUGGGAUCAGAAAACAAAGAAGCCUAUCAGAUGCACGAACUUCACCAUCAUCAACUUUGUUUUAUAUCAUUUUGGUCCUAUGAGAGAAGAUCGGUUGACACUUUGCAUCAUGGGAAUUCAGCUAGUUGUGGGUAUAUUUGGUUUGGUUAUACGACAUGGGAUUGCUCCAUUAGUUUAUCCUCAAGACAGUAUUUAGCAUAUUCGCUAUACAAAUACUUGUUGCUCCAAAGUGUAUGUUACUCGUUCUUCAAAUUUUUACUCAUGUCUAAAUAUAGAUUAUGGAAGAACUAAGGCCAAAGAAGGAUUUAUCAGCUAAAUUUCAACAAAUCUCUCUCUUUUUCUUGAAUUCAUCCACGGAGGACUUCAUAUACCCCGUGUUUAAAUUACAUAUCAAGUUUCAAGGUGCUGGUUUAUGAAUUUACGCAUCGAAUAACUUGCAUUCUUUUAUUUAUUAAUAAAAAAAUCUUCUUAUUUUUUGUUAUUUCAAUAUAAAUUUAUUUUUCGACAGUUU